AGAAAGCAAAAGCAAUCUCAGCAAAAAUGGCUACAAGUUUGCAAACCCUUGUUCCAAUUCUGUCUCUCCUUCUCUUGGCUCAUGUUUCGACCUCCUAUGGAGGCAGCAUUGCCAUCUACUGGGGCCAAAGUGCUUCUGAAGGAACUCUGAGAGAAGCAUGUGCCACCGGAAGAUACAAGUACGUUAUGCUUGCUUUUCUCAACAAGUUUGGCAGCGGUCGCACCCCGUCGAUCAACCUUGCUGGGCAUUGCAACCCUGCGAAUGGCGGGUGCACGGUGGCCAGUCGUAACAUUAAGUUCUGCCAAAGCAAAGGGAUCAAAGUUCUUCUCUCCAUUGGUGGUGGCAUUGGAAGCUACUCCCUGGCUUCUCCUGCUGAUGCCAAAAGCUUUGCGACAUAUCUCUACAACCACUACCUCGGUGGCCGAUCAUCCGCUCGCCCGUUGGGCGACGCAGUGUUGGAUGGAAUAGACUUCGACAUUGAGCUCGGCUCGACAGCAAACUGGAAUCUCCUUGCAAGGAACCUAAAGGGCUUCAGUAAGCCAAGCAAACGAGUUUACUUAUCAGCUGCUCCUCAAUGUCCAUUCCCAGAUAGGUUUCUUGGCAAAGCCCUGAACACAGGCCUUUUCGACUACGUUUGGGUUCAAUUCUACAACAAUGCUCCAUGCCAGUACGCACCUGGUAACAUCAACAAGCUCAUAUCGUCAUGGAACCGCUGGACGUCGUCGGUCCCGGGCAAGGGGAAGAUCUUUCUUGGCCUGCCAGCAGCUAGAAAAGCUGCAGGAAGUGGAUAUAUUCCUCCUUCUGUGUUGACUUCGCAAAUACUUCCAAGGAUAAAGAGGUCGCCAAGGUACGGAGGAGUAAUGUUGUGGUCUCGCUAUUGGGACAAACAAACAGGAUAUAGUGCUGCCAUUAUAAAAAAGGUCUAAUAUAUAAUUAUACUAUAAAGUCUAAUAAAUAAAAUAUGUACGGGUCGUCUUCACAUCUCCUCUUCUGAGAGAUGUUUUAUGUUCCAAGCGUCUCUUUAUGUGUAAUGUAAUCUUCUA
Messenger RNA from Cucurbita pepo subsp. pepo (vegetable marrow), 1043 nucleotides. NCBI's taxonomy places the organism in Eukaryota, Viridiplantae, Streptophyta, Magnoliopsida, Cucurbitales, Cucurbitaceae. The record is from RefSeq and is a predicted model, not a curated record.